AGUUGGGGGGAUUUGCCGGCAGCCCAUUGGAAUGCCGUAACCCCAUCUGGCAAUCCAUUUCAGCGAGUCGCACGGAGUUAAGGAGGAAGGUCGCAGUCCCAGUCCCGCAGUCCCGCACGCCGCACGCCCCUGCUGCUGCCUGGUAGUCUGCUUCUCACAAUCUCACUUCUCAGCUUGUGGCCUUGUGGAGUUCUGGCUGAGUGGCUGCCUUCAGUAGCUCCGCUAGUCGCCCCAGCUCCCAGGCAGCAGUGUUUUUAUUUUAGGCCUCCCGAACCUUCGUCCUGGCUACACUCCUGCUCAAAGUUGAAGAUAUAAUUUGUUACCAUCUUCUUCAUAUAAUCUCCGGCCUUUCACACCGUUCAUCCAAUUCAGAAACAGUCCAGUAAAGAGCUGAUUGGAAACCAUGGGAAAAGCCAAAAUUAUAUCACAGAAGGAAAAAAUCCAGCGGCGUGAGUCGGAGAUUAAUGAAAUCAAGCUCCUUGAAGAAUGGAUUGAAUCGCGAAAGCCUGAGUGUGGUGUAAACCCACUUGCUAUUGAGCCGUUACCGGAUAAAGCACCUUUAGGUCGACUUGCGGAUGGAUCAUUCUCUCAGUACGCUGGAUGCACUAGAUUCCGUCAGUUGCCCCUAUCAAAGAAGACCCAGGACGGAUUAGCCGGAGCCAAGUAUAAGACUAUGACAGAUAUCCAGAGGGCUUCGCUACCCCAUGCACUUUGUGGACGUGAUAUUCUUGGGGCAGCCAAGACAGGGUCAGGAAAGACUUUAGCUUUUAUAAUUCCGAUACUAGAAAAGUUGUACAAAGCAAGAUGGAGUCCAGAAGAUGGGGUUGGAUGUAUCAUAAUAUCUCCCACAAGAGAAUUAGCUGAUCAACUGUUUGAGGUAUUGACAUCAGUUGGAAAGCAUCACAGUUUUAGCGCUGGCAUUCUGAUUGGUGGACGAAAAGACAUUGAAAUAGAGAAAGAACGUGUACAUGGGAUGAACAUCUUGAUCUGUACUCCAGGACGGCUUCUUCAGCAUAUGGAUGAGACUCCAAAUUUUGAUUGUUCACAGCUUCAGAUAUUGGUCCUUGAUGAGGCAGAUCGUAUUCUUGACGUGGGUUUCAAGAAACAAUUAAAUGCAAUAAUUUCACAGUUGCCUAAACACAGACAAACCCUAUUAUUCUCUGCAACUCAAACAAAGUCUGUAAAAGAUCUUGCUAGGCUCAGUCUGAAAGACCCGGAGUAUGUCAGUGUGCAUGAGGAAUCUACUACUGCCACUCCUAGUGGUUUGAUGCAGACAGCAAUGGUUGUUCCUCUGGACAAAAAAUUGGAUAUGCUAUGGAGCUUUAUAAAGAAGCAUCUUAAUAAAAAGAUAUUGGUGUUCCUUUCAAGCUGCAAGCAGGUAAGAUUUGUUUAUGAAGCAUUUAAGAAACUCCGUCCUGGGAUUCCUCUCAAAUGUCUUCAUGGAAGAAUGAAACUAGCAAAAAGAAUGGGGAUAUAUUCUAUGUUUCGUGAAGAAACCAGAUCUGUUCUUUUCUCUACAGAUGUUGCUUCACGCGGACUUGACUUCAGUAAAGCCAUUGAUUGGGUUCUCCAGGUUGACUGUCCUGAAGAUUGUGCUACUUACAUACAUAGAGUUGGUCGUACUGCUCGCUACCUUUCUGGUGGGAAAUCUCUAUUGUUCGUAAUGCCUUCUGAAAUUAAGAUGCUUGAAAAGUUGGAAGAAAAAAAGAUUCCCCUUCAUGUUUCUAAGGCAAAAGCGGAAUUCUUGCAAUCUGUCUCUGGAUUAUUGGCUGCUUUGCUAGUCCAAUGCCCUGAACUACAACCUUUGGCUCGAAGAGCUUUUACAACAUAUUUGAAGUCCAUUUAUAGACAGACGGAUAAAGAAGUUUUCGAUGUCACGAAACUUCCAGUUGAGGAAUUCUCUGCUUCUUUGGGUCUUCCAAUGACCCCCAAAAUUAGAUUUUUGAAACAGAAGGUGAAGGGUAAGACUGUGUCCGAAGCCUUAUCUGUCAUGCCUGAGGAUAUAACCAAUGAGAAUUUGUUGGAGUUUCCAAUUAAGAAACCAGAUGCUGAAGAGUCUGAAGAUGACAUCCUCAUUCCUAAAGACACACACACUGCACUUGAAGCUAAAACGGUUGGAGCUGUAGAUUCUUGGCCAGUUUCUAGAAUUCCAAAGAAAAAUAAGCUAAAGAUCAGUGCUGAUAGACCGUUUGGGACUCGGGUUAUAUUCGAUGACGGAUGCAACACUUUGCCUCCUCUAGCAAAGUUGGCCCAGACAAUGCUUGCUGCGGACAAAGUCCGUCUUGACCACAACAAAGUUAAUGAAAGAUAUGGCAUUUUGAGAAAUGAGUUAAAGUUGAUAGACAGAGAAGACAAAGGUUUAGACCGUCAGCGUCGCAAAGAAAAGCGUCUCAAAGAGAAAAUGAAGUUGAAGAGAGGGAGGGAUCAGGAAUGGGAUGAGGAAGAGGAGGGUGAUCUCUUGGGAUCAGAUGCCAAUGCUGGUAGAGGUAAGGCUGAAAGGAAAAAGAUUCGUUUUGGUAGUGACGAUGAUGGUGAUUUUGGGGAGAAUGAUGGCACCUUUAAAACGGGUAUGAAGGUUUCUCCUGUUUCUGUGGCAGAGCAGGAGGAAUUGGCUCUCAAACUGCUCAGUUCCAUGCACUCAUAAGCCAUAGUUUUGAUGGCAUAGAUGAUACUCAGUAGUAGAUUUGGGCUUAAAUUUAUAUAGCUAUAAGAUGCGCAAACAGAGGCUUAAAAUAUUCGUGAAGUUGUGUAGCAUCAACAGAGAUAUUGGAGAUUUGGAGGUUUCCUAUAUAUAGCGCGGUUGUCCAAUCCUUUAAGUAACAUCAUAGAAUUAUCAUAUAAAAUCUUCCGGCACUCAUAUUCAUGGUUGGCAUCCUCCUGGAGCAGCUAGGUGUCAACUGUCAAGACAAAGAUGUCAAUCAUCUUCGAAUUUAGCAUGUUUCUUUUUGUAAUUUUUAUUCAUCUAUUUUUGUUUUUAUUUUAUGAACAUUGUAUGAUGAUUGACUUUUCAGUGUUACAUGUAAAUACCUCAAGCGAAGGCCAAGGACAAAAACAUUUACUCUUCCCAAAUGCUUGAUAAAUGUUGUAAACCACACAAACAGUAUUGUGAUUUCUUCUUUGUGACUAGGGGUGGGACCGGUUAGGUGAUUUCGCAAAGUAUUUAGAAAA
This is a messenger RNA of Cuscuta europaea, 3168 nucleotides long. The record is from the annotation of a GenBank genome assembly. NCBI's taxonomy places the organism in Eukaryota, Viridiplantae, Streptophyta, Magnoliopsida, Solanales, Convolvulaceae.